Molecule: messenger RNA, 298 nt
Organism: Anisakis simplex (herring worm)
Lineage: Eukaryota; Metazoa; Nematoda; Chromadorea; Rhabditida; Anisakidae
Source: the annotation of a GenBank genome assembly
AGACAAAGAAGAGAGUGAAAAAGCGGUUCUGUACAGUGGUCAAUACAAAUUGGUCGGUAAACCGGAAUGGUUCGAUCGUGUUGCAAAAGAAUACGAGGCGUGUCGUGAGCGAGUUGGACUCAUCGAUAUGUCGAGCUUCGCUAAAUUUGAUGGUCGAGAUAUAGUGAAACACAUGCAACGGCUGUGCUCGGCUGAUGUGAAUAAACCAAUCGGUACGACUGUCUAUACGGGAUUACAGAAUGAACACGGCGGUUAUGUGACCGAUUGUACUGUCAGUAGAAUGGGUCCGAAACAGUGA